UUUAUAUUUGACUUCCUUCAGGGUUCUGUUAUAAUACAAGGUCUGGAAGAAAUAGUAGUCAAGAGUAAAGAUGAAGUUUAUGAGAUCUUGGAGCGCGGAGCAUCCCGACGUCAGACAGCUGCUACACUCAUGAAUGCCUUCUCAAGUCGGUCUCACUCUGUAUUUACUGUCACAAUUCACACAAAGGAAAACACAAUAGAUGGUGAGGAGCUGCUGAAGACAGGAAAACUGCACCUGGUUGAUUUAGCAGGUAGUGAAAACAUUGGGCGAUCUGGAGCAGUAGACAAGAGGGCUCGGGAAGCCGGGAAUAUAAACCAGAGCUUACUCACCCUUGGACGUGUCAUAACUGCCCUUGUUGAACAUGCCCCUCAUAUUCCAUACAG
Molecule: messenger RNA, 383 nt
Organism: Mercenaria mercenaria
Lineage: Eukaryota; Metazoa; Mollusca; Bivalvia; Venerida; Veneridae
Product: kinesin-like protein KIF11-A
Exons: 3
Biological process (GO): microtubule-based movement; mitotic spindle assembly
Cellular component (GO): nucleus; spindle microtubule
Molecular function (GO): plus-end-directed microtubule motor activity; microtubule binding; ATP binding
Source: RefSeq, a predicted model, not a curated record